Heterobasidion irregulare TC 32-1 is the source of this 1290-nucleotide messenger RNA. RefSeq lists its product as uncharacterized. Gene Ontology annotation, biological process: phosphatidylinositol dephosphorylation. Lineage: Eukaryota; Fungi; Basidiomycota; Agaricomycetes; Russulales; Bondarzewiaceae. Bases 1 to 1290 code for a protein of 429 amino acids. The record is from RefSeq and is a predicted model, not a curated record. Gene Ontology annotation, molecular function: phosphatidylinositol-4,5-bisphosphate 5-phosphatase activity. The transcript has 5 exons.
AUGUUGCCCGACAGCGCUUCGCGCAUAGACCGUGUUCUCGUCCAGCUAGCAUCCUACAAUACCGCUCUGCAGGGCGUGCAAGGCGUUCCUCAGGACCUCGUCGACUGGUUGUCACCGACCCUCGAAGUUUCCAACUUCCUCGCGCGCGACCCUCGCGGUCCAGACAUUGUUGCUGUUGGCUUCCAGGAGCUGCUGCCUCUUCACCUUGGUCUUUCGGGGUUUUCGAGGUCUGUCAUCGAAAACAGGAAUGCCCUCAUUCUUUCGCAAAUCGAAGCCCAUGCUCCUGACAAGGGUCGUUACUCCUUGGUCGCCAAGGUUGUAAAUGUUGGUGUUGCUUUACUUGUUUACGCAAAAGACACAGGUAUUGCGCGCAGGGUGACUGAUGUACAGACUUCAUGGAUUGGCUGUGGACCUGCGUACAUGGGAAAUAAAGGCGCCGUGGGUGUGAGGUUCAGGGUUCAAAAUGUCGAUGCGGGCGUUGGAGAGGUCUACACUUUUGUGUGUGCUCACCUUACAGCCCAUGAGCCUAAACUAGCACAGCGAAUUGCGGAUUACCAUCAUAUCGUCCGCUCGCUGCUUUUUGCACCCCUCCCAGGCACCUCCACCACGUCACCGUCCACAAUAUAUUCUACUUCGCAUUUAUUCCUCUUGGGUGAUCUGAACUUUCGCCUGGCGUUGCCAUCCUCGCAUGCUUUGGCUGGUCCGGCGAAUCGUCUCAAUCUAGAAUCUGCACUAUCCACACUUGAAGGUCGCGAAGAACUCAAAGAGUUCGAUCAAUUACUGGUUGAGCAUCGUAACAACACUGUCCUUCAAGGAAUGAGAGAAGGUGAAUUUUGGCAAUUCAAAUGUAGCUACAAGUACGAUAUAGGAAAAGUCGAUCAUUAUAGCACAAAGAGAACUCCUUCGUGGACUGACAGGAUUCUGUACACUACUUACACCGACUCUCCCGAUACCCCAGACAAGACUGACAUUACCAAUAUGUUAUAUACCGCGAUCCCAUCGUACACGACGUCAGAUCACAAACCUAUUGUUUCCUUGUUACUCCUUCCGCCAUCCUCGCCAUCCAUAUCUUCCCCCUUAGAAACCAUUCCCCUUCUUCAGCACCGCCCAGACUUCUCACCGGACCGCUAUGCCACUCUUAAACGCUACACAGGCCGCACGCUUGACAGAAUUAUUGGCGUUGCUUGGUUGUUCUUGGUUGUCAUCGGUGCUGGAAAUGCGGUCAUCGGAGUCGGGAAUUGUUUAUUAGGCAUCGGCGCAUGGACUUGGUGGAAGGAGAAAUCUUCCUAG